GUGGCCCCAGCUCCAGGCUCCUCCUCUAGCCGGUCCCCCACCCUCCACCCCUUCUCGACUCUGCUCUGCAAAUCGAAGGCUUCCCGGAGCAUCCUAAGAGCGGCCGCCGGCGCAGCGAAGGCGGCAGGAGGAGCGCAGCAGCCUUCGGGCAGCCGCGGCGGCGGCGUCGCUAGAGCAGCCAGGGAGGCGCCGCGGGGCCCGGUGCGCCCUCCUCAGCUAGGAGAGGGGAGAAGCCGGGGGCUGCAGCUGGGCAAGGGGGAGGAAAGUGCGUGUGCGUGCGCGCCUGUGUGCGAGGCAGAGAGUGCGAGGGGCGACAGUCUCGGCUCCGGGCGAAGGAGAGGGCAGAGGAACUGGGGUGCAGCCCUCCGCCGUCCCCGAGGCUUUCCCGCGUCGGCCCCGGGCUUCCCAGCGCCCCUCACCAUGGACUUGCGCGGAGUUGGGACGGGCCUCCGCAGCAGUGCGCGGGUGGCUGCCGGGCUCUGGGGGAGCGCGGGCGCGCGCGCAGGGAUGGCGAGGUAG
Molecule: messenger RNA, 519 nt
Organism: Saimiri boliviensis boliviensis (Bolivian squirrel monkey)
Lineage: Eukaryota; Metazoa; Chordata; Mammalia; Primates; Cebidae
Source: RefSeq, a predicted model, not a curated record